Messenger RNA from Sclerotinia sclerotiorum 1980 UF-70, 351 nucleotides. RefSeq lists its product with no specific name. Lineage: Eukaryota; Fungi; Ascomycota; Leotiomycetes; Helotiales; Sclerotiniaceae. The transcript is spliced from 2 exons. Bases 1 to 351 code for a protein of 116 amino acids. The record is from RefSeq and is a predicted model, not a curated record.
AUGCCUCGUAUUUUCAUCAGUUUCUUAAAAAUCCUAUUUCUUUUCCAAAUUACUUAUUACAACAAUACAUUUCAAAGAGCUCGUAGAAGCUCAACUUCCAAAUUCGUUGCUGCAAUCCAUCCAAACUCCCCUAUGCUAGUUGCUAUUACUAUUUUACUCAAUACGAACUCUGAGAACAUAAGACUUUAUUUGGACUAUGUCUCCCAAUCAUAUUUGUUCAAGGACAAAUAUAACGACAUCCAACCGCCCAAUUUCCAAGAAGUAGACACAUCAGACAGAUCAUCCCAUCACGAUUUACGAGAUCCAUACAUCAAGUAUCCUAAAGGUAAUAGUCAGGAAUAUCUAAAGUAG